UAGUGAAUAAAUUCGUUAUCGUGAAAACGCAAAUUGAAAAAUCAAAUAAACGGAAUCACAGAAAGCUCAAUGCCACAACAGCUAAAGCAAAAAGAGAACAAUAUCAGCAAACAGAGUCGGCAUUUUCACACUGCCUUUUCUUUGUAUGGUUUUGCAAUAUCGUUCAUAUCCCGUCCUCAUCACUUAUCACCAACAUGAUCCUUAUCAGUACAGAUUCCAGAGCCUACUCUGACCAAGACGAGUAUUCUACAAUGGCCCACGCCCACCCAAACCAGAAUAAAAACGGACGAUAUAGUUUCAGUGGCAGUAUAAAAGCAGGCCAAUAAAUAGGUGCAGACCCAAACAACCUCUACAACUGUGACAAUGGAUAACCGGUAUAAUCACAACGGUGGCAAUCCUUACCUCCAGAUUGCACCGGUGUAUGCUAAUGGAUACGGCCCAUAUGGCAAUGGCGGACGACCGAUAAGUAGGAUAUGCGAUGUGUUGAAUCGAUGUGGAAAAAGAGUGGAUGACGUUACUAGGAAAGUUGAGAUCUAUGCUGAUAACGUCUGGCAUCAUCUGAAAGUUAGUGCCAGUUUAACAGAUGCAGCAAUGGCAAGGAUUGCUCAAGGGACAAAGGUGCUUACUGAAGGAGGCCAUGAUAAAGUAUUCCAGCAGACUUUUGGGUACUUGCAUGGAGAGAAACUACUCAACGCCUAUGUUUGCUAUCUAUCAACAUCCUCUGGCCCUGUGAUUGGGACACUUUAUGUAUCCAGUAAACGAGUGACUUUUUGCAGUGAUUAUCCCUUCUGUUAUUAUGCUUCUAAUGGACAGCAACAAUGGAUGUAUUAUAAGGUGGUGGUGCAGCUUGACAAGUUGAGAACAGUGAAUCCUUCAUCAAGUAGAACGGACUCUUCUGAAAGAUAUAUACAAAUUGUAACAACAGAUGGUCAUGAGUUCUGGUUUAUGGGAUUCAUAUCAUAUGACAAAGCGCUUAAUCAGUUAACUGAGGCUUUACAGCGCUCUCGUGGCUCUUCUGGUGGAAUCUUUGCUACUGUGGCAUAGAUAUAGGGCUUGUACUCUCUCCACCUCUCCUUAAAAUCGCUAAUGGUAUGACAAAAGAAUGCUCUAGGAUAGAAUGUACUGUAAUAAUUUAGGUGUGUGGUCAUCCAUGAAUGUUGAGCUGUAAUGUAACUAACGUUGUUGAAUGCUUCAGUGGGUUGAGAAUCUGCUUAUGCAAUGGUCUGGCGAGUACAACACAGAACAUAUAAAUGUUCUGGUAUAACAAAGUAACAAACUCCUGUGCUUGCCCAAUUGGUCAUUUUUGGCAUGAAGCAUGUGAAAUAGAAAUACUCAACUCGGUGGUUUUCCUUCUUAUUAAUUAAUGACUUAUUUUCAUGCUUGA
Molecule: messenger RNA, 1384 nt
Organism: Jatropha curcas
Lineage: Eukaryota; Viridiplantae; Streptophyta; Magnoliopsida; Malpighiales; Euphorbiaceae
Product: GRAM domain family protein
Source: RefSeq, a predicted model, not a curated record